AUGAUCUUGGCUACGGUUGCGGAAUUACUGCUGUUGCAGGUGUUACUUGGGAACUGUGCUGAUGUAGAGCAGGCGGUACACAUGUGUGGAAAGGAAUCUGAUGAUACCCUUGAAGCCGGUUGCGAAUGUCAUGACGACAAAAAUUUAAUUAUCUGUGAUGACAAUAAAAUAUUACCUGGUCAUGAAAAAAAUUUGGUCGAACUGUAUUUCAAUUUUAAUCGAAUAAGCAAAAUUGAAAAUGGAACAUUUGAUGAAAUGAUAAAUUUGGAAGUUUUAGAUUUAAGCGGUAAUCGCCUCAAAAAGAUUGAAGCAUUUUGGUUUCAAGGUGCCAAAUGGAAAUUAAAAUACCUGAAUUUGGAAGAAAAUACGCUACAAUCACUGCCAGUGGAGGUUUUUUCAACAAUGCCAACAUUAGAAAGUUUGAUUCUAGACGGAAAUCCUAAGCUGUUUGACUGGAAAAACAGCAGCAAACCAUUCGGCUUCGGUGACUCAUUAACUGCUUUAAAAAAUUUGAGCAUGAAUAGCUGCAAAAUUAAAAAUCUUCCUGACGACUAUUUUGCAAAAUUGACAAGUUUGGAAGUGUUGAGCCUUGCCAAUAAUUUCUUUAUCACUCUUCCAACGGCACUUCACAAGAUACCAAGUUUGCUGUCAUUGGAUUUGAGCAAGACUGAUAUCACCGAAAUAGAUCAAGAUUCAUUUUUAUAUGAUACAAAUUUGCAGAGUUUAUUCUGCGUUGACUGCCAAUAUCUUGAAUUUGUCGACGAUUGCGGAUUUUGUGGUCUUAAAAAUCUGAAGGAAUUGGAUUUACAUGGCUGUAUUCAGUUGUACGACAUAAGCGACAAAGCCUUUGGUUAUGGACAUAAAGAUGCAGUUUUACCAAAGUUGGAGUACCUCGACUUACAACAGACCAAAAUGUCAACACUGUCAGGAAACCUAUUCGAUUCAUCAAAUUUGAUAGGACUGGCUUUUAGUAGCACUCCAUGGAAUUGUACCUGCGACACGGCAUGGAUGUUGGAACUAGACCUUGAAGUUAUUAAAGGACCAAAAUGUCAAUCGCCACAGUAUCUUAAAGAUAAGCAACUGCUAAGCUUAACAUCGCAAAUGCUUUGUCCAAAUCGUUUACGUUUUACAAAGCUAAUGCUAUCGUUGUUUGUGGUUCUAACUGCCGUAUUCUUUGCAAUAUUUGUUUAUUAUUUGACCACAAAUUAUCGAAUUCGAAAUAUUUUCUAUCGACCAGAUAUGCCAAAUGUUGGCUACAGAAAUCUGUCCAAUGCUGAUGAAGAAAGUCAUAGAAAUGUCCGAGUUACGCCUGCGCCUGCAUAG
Enterobius vermicularis (human pinworm) is the source of this 1323-nucleotide messenger RNA. The record is from the annotation of a GenBank genome assembly. Lineage: Eukaryota; Metazoa; Nematoda; Chromadorea; Rhabditida; Oxyuridae.